AUGUUCAGAGAAAGGCAUUUUGAUUUUUCAGAACGUUUUGGUGAUAUAAUAGAAGAAGAAGUACGAGAUGUUCCCUUUAGUGAAUUUGGUAGAAUUUCUGUAUCGUAUUGUAACAUUACUAACAAUAAAAUUAAUAAAAGUACUUUUAAUAAUGAAAUUAAUUUUUUAGCUUCUGUUCAAAAAAGAAGUAUUGGACCUUUUGAAAUUGCCAUUUUAAAUGAAGAAAAUAUUGAUAAUGUUUUGGAUGUUUUUAACAAUUUAUUAGUCAAAAACUGUACUGGUAUGACAAGUUCAGAUAGAGACGUUAUUGUUCCUUUCAUUUUUUGUGAAAAUCUUGAAAUUGUUGCAAAGUCUCAAAUCAUUUUGGCUGAUUCUAAAAAACCUGUUCCAAUAUUUAGCUAUAACCCCGUUAAUAAUAUUGAAGUACCAGAUGUUUCUGAAACGUAUUAUCAAUACCUAACAAGAAUGAUUCAAAAAGAUAAUUUUACUCAAUUCAAUCAAUACCGAUUAGCUUUUAACCACAAUGAUAUUCCAUCAGUAUUUAUUAAUGCACAAAGAUUACUUCAAUUGUCUUCUUUUGAAACUGACUAUUUAUUAAAUUUAUUAAAAGACCCUUCUUCAAAUCUCUUAGCUUUUCAUUUUAUAAUAAUAAGACCAAAGAAUUUGUUAUUAGUUGAUGUUCUCGAAAGAUAUAUUCUUGAUACAUUAAUUCCUAAUCCACAGAAUUUACUUGUAUCAUUUGAUGCAAGUAUUGUUGAUGAAGACUCUGCUAAUAAUGAAUUUAUUCAUUAUUGUCUUUCAUAUAUUCAUCAUUAUUUUCCUAAGAGGUUGAAAGUAGUAAAGAAAUUAAUUCCAUUGAUAAAGACUUUUGAUGAACUUAUCAUUAUUGAUAUUUUCAAGAUUUUAUUUUCUCAGAGUUAUUAUGAGAAGUUUGCUUUUUUAUCUCGAGAUUGUAUUUUAGAAAAGAAAGUUAAAAAGAAUAAAACAAAACUAGUACUCAUGCUAUUAAAAUAUCAGUGUCUUUCUUCUGAAAUUAAUCAAAAUAUCCAAAUAUUUUGUUUAAAUUGUAUAAAAGAAAUACUUUGUGAUGAAAAUGAAUGUCAGUCUCUCUUAAAGGCAGUUAUUCGAUUAAAAAGAUAUGGAAUUAAUGAGAUGUUUAGAAGUAGUUUUGAUGAUUUAAUUGUUUUUAUGAAAAGUAUAGUUGAAAAAAGUGAGUCUAAUAAAGUAUUAAUAACUCAUUAUGUUGUAUUAGAUUUAUUAAUACAAAGUUUGAAUUAUUAUCAAGACGAAAGAAUAUUACCAUUAUAUAAUUUAAUUGGUAAAAAGAUCAUAGAACACUUUGACAAAAGUACAGAGAAUUUAUUUGAUUUAAUAAAAAAUUCCAGUUUAUUAUUUGUGUUUCCAUUGAGUGGGUUUAUACCUAUUUGUGUUGAAUAUCUUCAGCAACACCAGAAUGAAUAUGAUAAUAUCCCAGUUGAAAGAUUAGUAAUGACAAAUGUUAAGAACAUGGAAAGAUAUGAACUUGUAAAUAAAUUUAUGAUGCAGUGUUUUGAGAAUUUAAAUACAAAUUGUUGUAAUUUCACUAAAGUGAAAGAAAUGUUUCUACUUUCAUUAACUCCAUCAAGUUGUGUUCAAUUUAUACAAAUUUAUAAUACCCAAUUUAAAAGAGAGUUACUUGAAAUUGCAAUUGAAUCUGCUAAUAGAGAAAUUCAAUUUAUUGAAGACAAUGAUAUUGUGUCGUUAAAACGAUACUACAAAAUAUUUUUUGAACUUCAUUUAAUCUUUGCUAAAGCACCUAAAUUUGAACAAACCAGGGUAAUUCCAGCAUUAAAAGUAUGUACUGUUUUAUUCAAGUAUAUUAGAAUUCUUUAUAAUGAUAUUAAAGACUUACCAGAAAAUGAACAAAGGCAAAUAUUGUCUUCUUUUAUUCAAUUUGAUAUUAGAAAUAAUUGUAAAGAUAUAAAAUGUAGUAAAUUUGUUUAUUCAAAUACAAUUAAGGCUUUUCAUUCGGUUAUUAUUGCAUUAAUUAAAGAUACAAUAAGUGGCUUUGAUGAACAAGGAUUAAUUUCAAUUAUUAAAAAGAAAUGUAUUGAGCCAAGUGAUUGGAUUCUUUUUUAUUUAUUUAAUUGUGUUGACAGAGAACAGUAUGUUAUGAAUAAUUGGCUAAAAACAACAUUAGAAAAUGAUUAUGUUAUUAAAUCAUGUUUAUUAGAUAAAUGUAAAGAGGUCAACGUUUUAAAUACUAUUGGAUUUAAAAUGGGAAUUGAUCUUGCUUUUAAUACUCAUUUUCAUCUUCCAUGUGUUGAGAAUUAUCAAUUAAAAAUAUUAGGAAAUGAAGUAUUAGAUAUGAAAGGGAUUCACCACGCAGUAAUAUUCUUAAACUCUAUUGAAGACACUAAUACUACAAGAAUUAACAUUAACUUAUUUGGGGAAAAAUUAAAUGGAAAAUAUCCAUUGAAUAUAGUUGAAAAAUUAUAUCAAAUUAUUCAAGAAGAACAUUUAAUUCAAAGUAUUCAAACAAAAGAUGAUUGUGAAGAUAUAGGAAUGAUAUAUCAAUACCAUUCUAAUGAAAUUAAUAGUCUUAAUUUAAUUCAACAAUAUGGAAUUGAAAAAGGUAUUCAAGUAUUAGACUAUGCAAUAAAUCAUUCAAUGAUAAUUACAAAUAGUAUAAGUACACUUAAACGUAUUGGAAUGGAAGAAUGUACUACAGUUUUUUCUUUAUCUAGUAUCAUAGACCCAAAAAUUCUUGAGUCAUUAACUGAAAUUGAUAAAAAGGAACUUAGUGAGACUAUGAAUGGAAAAGAACGAGAACUAUUUGGGUAUUUAAGUUGUAAAGUGUUACAGCCAUAUAUUAAUCUAAAAGAAUUAAAACAUAAAAAAUUAUUUGACAUUCAUUUAGAGGAAUGGAAAAAAGUAUCUGAUGAAAUAGGUGUUUUUAAAGAACAAGACAUAACUGAAAUUAUUGAUGUUAUCUAUACUAUGUUCAAACAAGAUAAUCAAACAGAGUAUUUAUAUUUAAUACUUAGUAUUUUAAAUGCAUACAAAAAAAGAGGAUCUCAACAAUUUAUCCUUCAACAAUUAACUAAAAUAAAAGACCCUUUAUUAAAUGGGUAUUGUUUUAUUUCUAUACUAUCUGAAUUAAUUAAGUCAAUUAUUGAACCAAUUGAUGAAGAUAUUUUCAAUGAAGAUUUACAGGUAUUGAAAGUUAUGAUAAAUUAUAAUUCAUGUAAGUAUUUUGAUAAUUCAGAAUUCUAUCAACUUAAAGAAUAUGGUACUAAUGUAUUGAAUAUUUUUUCUUGGACAAUGCCAUGUAAAAGAAUUUGUAUUGAAGAUAUUCAUCCUUGUCAUGUUUCAGUCAACGCUAAAGUAAUUAGAACUCUGGAGAAACAAAGAAAGAUUCAAGAUGGAUUGAAAGAAAAGAAGUCUGGACUUUUCCUCAUAGAUUUGAUUCAAGAAAAACAAAACGAAAGUACACUGGAAUCAUCAAAAGAAUAUUUUAUUCCACCACCCAAUACCAACCUGUCUAAUACUCUCAAAGGUGUAGUCCAAAAUAUUGGAAGUUCAUUGGCUAUAAAUUCAUGUAAUCAAAAUAAAUCACAACCGGAAAUUAUGAGUGAUGAAGAAUUUUAUAAUUUAUUAGAGACUAAUGAUGAAAUAUUUUCAAAAAGUCUUGACUCUUUAGAACAGAAAGGAGUACUAGGUCAGCUUUGGGAAGAAAUACCAGUUGAAAAGAAAAAGGAAUUAACACCAUUUGAAUGUGCUUUUAUUAAACAUUAUAAAGACUUGGGUAUUGAAAUAAAAGAAAAUUUUAAAGGAAGUGAAGAAAUGAGAGUGAUGCAUAAUCAACUCAACGAAAUUGGUUAUUCACACAUGCCUAUUGUCAACGAGAUUGUUCAAACGUUUAUUUACUCUUUUGACAAAGGAAAUAGUGAAGAAAUGAAAAAUUGUGUUGAGUGUUUAAAAGAAGAAAACGAAAGAAUAUCAAGUGAAGAUAAAGAAAAGAAGGAACAUCUAAGAAACAUUAUUAUGAUUAUAAAAGAACAUAUUAGAGAAGAACAAACAAAUUGUGAAGAAAAGAAAGAAAGUAUUGUUAGAGAGAUGAUUGAAGUUCGUGGAAUAGGAAGAGUUCCUAUACCAGAAGAAUGGGAUGAAGAAGUUAUUUUGUCAUUACCUAAUGAUAUUCUUCAAGACUACUUAGUAGAUUAUUACCAUGCCCAUCCAUUAAGAAACCAAAAAAAUACAAGUGUAUUAAAUUUAAAUGCUAUUCAAAAUAAUAGAAAUAUACACAAGCAACCUGAAAGAGAUAUUCAAAAAAUGGAAAGAAAAUAUAAAACAGAGAAGUACAAAGAAAAAAUUAAUAAAGGAACAAAAAUAGGACUAGUAGAAAAAGAUUAUUUAUUUGCUUUUGAUGAUGCAAUAAAUCUUUUAAUUAAUUGCAAUAAAUGGAUUGGGAAAGGGAUUAAGCAAAGAAUUGUAUAUUUAUGUCUAUAUGAUGAAACAAUAAGUUAUACUGUAAUAAACAAUUUGGUGAUGUACAUAUUUAAUGAACCAUUUAAACAAUGUGUUAAGCGUUGUAACGAAAAAGAUGUUAUAAAAGUUAUGGAAUUAUUAAUGGUUUUAAUUAAACUUCAAAGUAUUAAGAAAAAUAUAAAAGUAAGUCCAGCAUUUAUUCAAUGCAUUCAAAACGCUUUUACUUUAUUCUUUAAAGAAAAAAUAAGUUUUGGAGUGAAUGUAAAGGCAAUGUUUUUAUUUAGAGAGUGUGUGCAAAGGUGUAUUUCACAAAAACUAGAAAUUCAAGACCCAGAAGCAAUAUACAGAUAUAUUUCUAAUGAGGGAAGGAUUAAUGAGCAAGAAAUUGAUGUGUUUAAUUCUUCAAUUAUUGAAUUACAAAAUAUUCAAGUCAUUACUGCUAAUAAAAUUAACGAAUUUAUUCAAGAAGAAUUAUUAAAUGAAGAAGAGUUAUGGUAUUUCAUUGAACAUGUUAUUGAACAAAGGAUAGACAACUUUGUUCUUUUUGUAGAUUAUACGAGACUGAGAGAAAAGUUAAAGAAAGAAAUUAAUGAAAUAAGAAUUAAAAUUGUUUUUGGAAUAUUUUCAUUAAUUGGUCUUGAUGAUAGAAUAUUAUCAAGUGAAAUAACAAAUAUUCUUGAUGACACAAAUUCAAAAGUAAAGAAAAUGUUAAGAAAUUCACCUGAAUUAAUUGAAAAAGAAUUUAAUUUAUUAAAUAAAAUACCUCAAUACUUACCUUUUGAAAUGAAAUUAGGAAAUCUAAAAAAGUCAAGUUUAUCAAGUAAAGUUGAAGGAAAUAUUUUAGUUAAAGUUAAAAGAAAUAAUAUAAUCUAUAGUUUAAUGGAAUCAUUGUGUAAAAUAAAACCACAAGAAUGGUUUAAAACAUUUAGAAUUCAGUUUGUUGGAGAACAAGGAGAUGACAAUGGUGGAUUAUUAAAAGAAUGUUACUCAUCUUUUAUUAAAGAGAUUAAUGAAGGAAAAGCUCAAUUAUUUAUUUCUGAAGAUAAUUGUACGCUUAUUCCAAAUCCAGAACAUAAAGAGUCUAAAAUGAAAGAAAUAUAUGAAUUUAUUGGAAAAGUAAUUGGUAAAAUUAUACUUGAUGGGGUUACUGUUGAUGUUCAUUUUAAUGAAGCAUUUCUUAGACUUGUAUUAGGACUUACUAAUCAGUUAGAAAAUCUUGAUAAUAUUGACAAUUCAUUUGCACAACAAAUGAAAAAAUUAUUAAAUGAAAAUGUGAAUGAUUGGGGGUUAUGUUUUGUCACAGACGAAGUGGUAAAUGGAAAGAUAAAAGAAAUUGAAUUAAAGGAUGAAGGAAAAACAACAGAAGUUAAUGAAACAAAUAAAGGUACAUACGUUGACUUGUUAAUUCAACAUAAGUAUGUGAAAAGAAUUUUAUUACAAUGUGAAUGGUUCUCUCAAGGAUUAUAUUCAAUUCUUUCACAAAAAAUUGUCAAACAAUUUACACCAGCAGAAAUUGAAAUAAUAUUAUGUGGAAAUGAAAUUAAUUUUGAAGAUUUGAAGAAAAAUGUUGUUUAUGAAGGGUAUAAUGAAAAUUCUAUUCAAAUACAAUGGCUUUGGGAACUUUUAUCAGAAUGGGGAAAAGAAGACCAUAUAAAAUUACUUAAGUUUGUAACCGGACAAGUUAGAGCUCCAGUUGGGGGAUUUGCCAAUCUUAAAACAUCAAACGGAAUUGCUCUUCCAUUUACUAUCUCUUCUAUUAAAUACGACAAUCCUGAUGAUAAAUUACCCACUGCUCAUACUUGUACUAAUAAAUUAGAACUUCCUCUUUAUUCAACAAAAGAAAAGUUAGAAAAGAAAUUAUCUAUCGCAAUUAAUGAAUGCACUGGAUAUGAGUUUGUUUAA
Entamoeba nuttalli P19 is the source of this 6372-nucleotide messenger RNA. RefSeq names its product HECT-domain (ubiquitin-transferase) domain containing protein. Gene Ontology annotation, molecular function: ubiquitin-protein transferase activity. The transcript has a single exon. The coding region runs from base 1 to 6372 and encodes 2123 amino acids. The record is from RefSeq and is a predicted model, not a curated record. NCBI's taxonomy places the organism in Eukaryota, Evosea, Mastigamoebida, Endamoebidae. Gene Ontology annotation, biological process: protein polyubiquitination; positive regulation of protein catabolic process; proteasome-mediated ubiquitin-dependent protein catabolic process.